AUGAUAAUCCUUGUCUUCUAUCCAAGUUCCUCACAACUAAUUAGAAGCGACAAAUGGUAUGUCUUCUAUCGAAGUUCUUCACAACUAUUUAGAAGCGACCAUAAUCAUUUUCUUCUAUCCAAGACCCUCACAACUCCUUGGCAUUGUCUUCUAUCACAGGCCCUCAUCCCUCAUAACUACUUAGAAGCGACCAUUGGCAUUGUCUUCUUUCCAAGUUCUUCACAACAACCUUCAAAGCGACCAUUGGCCUUGUCUCUUAUGCCAGUCCCUCAGAACACCUUAGAAGCGACAAUUAUACUUAAGCGAGCAUUGGCCCUGUCUUCUAUCCAAGUUCCUCACAACUCCUUAGAAGCGACCAUUGGCCUUGUCUCCUAUGCCAGUCCCUCAGAACACUUUAGAAGCGACCAUAAUCCCUGUCUUCUAUACAAGUCUCUCACAACACUUCCUCACAACUACUUAGAAGCGACAAUUGGCCUUGUCUUCUAUCCAAGUUCUUCACAUCUCCUUAGAAACGACUAUAAACCUGGUCUUUUAUCCAAGACCCCCCACAACUCCUUAGAAGCGACCAUUGACAUUGUCUUCUAUUCCCUAGAAGCGACCAUUAUUCUUGUCAUCUAUCCAAUUCCUCACAACUCCUUAGAAGCGACCAUUGGCCUUGUCUUCUAUCUAAGUUCUUCACAUCUCCUUAAAAGCGACCAUUAUCCUCGUCUUCUAUCCAAGUCCCUCACAAGAACCUUAGAAGCGACCAUAAUACUUGUCUUCUAUCCAAGGCUCUCACAACACCAUGGAAGCGACCAUUAUCCUCGUCUUCUAUCCAAAUCUAAUCAACCAUUAUUCUCGUCUUCUAUCCUAACUCUGUGUUACUCAGUGGAAACUAUCAUUAUUCUUAUCUUCUCUCCAUCUCUGUGUUACUCCCUAGAAACGACCAUUCUUCUCAUCUUCUCUCCUAAAUCUCUGUUACUCCCUAGAAACGACCUUUAUUUUCAUCUUCUCUCCGAACUCUGUGUUACUCCUGCGAGACGACCAUUAUUCUUAUCUUCUAUCCUAACUCUGUGUUACUCCUUAGAAAAUGCCUUUAUUCUCGUCUUCUAUCCUAACUCUGUGUUACUUUCUAGAAAGAACCAUUUUUCUCGUCUUCUAUACUAA
This is a messenger RNA of Acanthosepion pharaonis, 1146 nucleotides long. NCBI's taxonomy places the organism in Eukaryota, Metazoa, Mollusca, Cephalopoda, Sepiida, Sepiidae. The record is from the annotation of a GenBank genome assembly.